Messenger RNA from Drosophila takahashii, 1557 nucleotides. RefSeq names its product gastrin/cholecystokinin type B receptor. Gene Ontology annotation, cellular component: plasma membrane. The record is from RefSeq and is a predicted model, not a curated record. Gene Ontology annotation, biological process: neuropeptide signaling pathway. Gene Ontology annotation, molecular function: neuropeptide receptor activity. NCBI's taxonomy places the organism in Eukaryota, Metazoa, Arthropoda, Insecta, Diptera, Drosophilidae.
AUGGCCCUGCUCCACUACACCUUCGACCAACUCGAUUUGUACUUAAAGUGGGCUUUCACCCAUUAUGGGGAGGCCACCCCGAGCACGGCGCUCCAGCCGGUUCCCGGCGUCGUUGUCGGUGAUCUCAGCCAGCUGAAUGGCUUCAAGCGGAACGCCUUCUCCGCCGUGGUGGGCACUCUAUUUGUCCUGGCCUUCUCCGGGAAUCUGGGCACCCUCUAUGUCAACACGCGCCGAAAGCUGCGACCCUUCUUCAGAGCCUGCCUCAUAUCACUGGCCUGCAGUGAUCUCGUCUCCAGUGUCUUCUGCACUAUCUCUUAUAUGGCCCAGUUCCAGGCGGAGUACCUCCAGCUUUGGACAAUUGGCGGCUUCAUGUGCAACUUUGUGCCGUUCAUAACGACCACCUCGGUGCUUUCCGGCAGUUUGACCCUGGUGGCCAUUGCCCUGGAUCGCUACUUGGCUAUUAUGCGACCCGUGCUGGGAUUCUGGAAUCCGGACAUUCGCUUCAGCAGCCUGUGCAUGCUGCUCAUCUGGGCCUGUUCGAUUGGCGCCUCUGGACCGCUUCUUGGGAUCUACGAGUACAAGAGAAUCUGUCUGCUGGGUGUGGAAAAUGACUCUUCCGAGGAAAGCGCGGAAGUGCCAACGGCUGUGCCCGAGGAACUGGUGAUCACUCAAUUGGAAAUGGUCCACAUGUGCCUGGCCGGAGACCACGAUGUCGGACUCUACUACGUCAUACUGUUCACCCUGAUUUUUCUGCCCUGCAUAGUGUCCUUCGUGUGGUUGAAUGCGGUGAUAGCGAGGCAACUGUGGCUGCGGAGGCACUACCACCAGGAGCAGCAGGUGCAGGAGCAGGAGCCAAAGGAGGGUCAGUUCAAGGCGAUGUCGAGUGGGGGGGAUCUCCUGAUGCCCUCCACUUUGGUCAGUGCCAUGGGUGUGGCCUUGCCCUUUGCCUUGGAGAAGUCACCGCAGCUGCCGGCGAAGAGUCCUCGGAAGGAUCCGGAGAAGAGGACCACGGCGGCUGCGUUGGCCAGGGAGGCCAGGCAUCGCAGGAUGGUGGUGGUGGUGCUCCUGAUGAUGGCGGUCUUUAUCUGCCUCCGACUGCCCGCCUGGGUCUUCCUAAUCAUGCGACUGUAUGGAUCCUACUCCGAACCCAUUGACUGGCUGCUGUACUUCAGUUUCGGCAUACUAAACCUGUUUAGCUGUGCGUUAAAUCCCAUUUUCUACACCUUCCUAACACAAACCAUAAGGACUGUAUCGCUGGUGAAGCAAAAGGUGCGGGGAUUCCUGGGCUGUGGUCCGAGUAAAGUUCAGGAUGCCAUGCCCACGGAUCAGAUGGACAGAAGCCGGUGCUGCUGCGGCCUCCGACCCCCGACUUUCACUUGGAGAUGUUAUCCCACCCGGGAUAUGGCAGGCACCACUGUUAUCCGGGAUGUGGACCCAGCGGAUCAACAGCCGGAUCCCAGUAGCCUACGGCGAUUCCUCAGCCUGAAGGGGGAGGUGUUCACCAUUUACAAGCAGUGCGAUGACUCGUCGAGUGCGUCAAUCGAGUCCUCCGCCUGA